Rosa rugosa (rugosa rose) is the source of this 726-nucleotide messenger RNA. RefSeq lists its product as uncharacterized. The record is from RefSeq and is a predicted model, not a curated record. The transcript is spliced from 4 exons. NCBI's taxonomy places the organism in Eukaryota, Viridiplantae, Streptophyta, Magnoliopsida, Rosales, Rosaceae. Bases 1 to 726 code for a protein of 241 amino acids.
AUGGAGAUGGGUUUUUCGGAGCUGCCCAUCAGAGCUGAGAGAGAAGCAGAGAAGGAGAAAAGAAGAAAAUACGAAGACCAUUAUAAGGUUCUUGGUUUGCCGUCGGAUGAGGAAGGGUCUAAGCUCAUAGAGAAACAGAUUACAAAGGCUUACCACGCAAAGGCUUUGGUGUUGCACCUCGACAAGAGGCCUAAAAGUGAUCUCCAAGCCAACACCAACUUCCAGAGGCUGAAAAGAUCCUAUGAGGUUUUCAAGAAUGAAAGUUCUCGCAUAGUGUUCGACAAAAUGCAUAGAGAUCAAAGACAGAAAGAUGGGCGCCAUUUGGAGCGCGAUCCUAAGCAACAAAAGAUGGUUUCUGAUCUUGAAACAAGAGAACGAUCUGCGAAGUUUGAUUGGGAUGCUAAAAAGAGAGAGACUGGGGAAGUUGGAAAGAAGGUGAAUGGUGGUGUUGGGAUAAGCCUGAGGUUAGAAGAAGAGAAGGUGAUUAGAGUGUGUUGGGAAAAGUUUGGGGGUGAAGGUUAUACAGCAAAAAGGUUGAGAGACUUGUUGUCCAAGUUUGGUGGAGUUAAAGACCUCAUCCUUGGUUCAGUUGCACCGAAGAGGACGGUGGCUCUUACAGCAGAGAAGUCUGAUGAACCUGAUACAGUUAAUAAUUUGCUUGGGGUUGGCUUUCGAACAUUUGAAGAUGAUGUUUUAAAGAAGGUUGCAAAGGCUGGGCAGAAGUAA